AUGAGAUCCCUCUUCACAGUCACGGCCCUCGCCACAACCGCGCUCGCCGCCUCCCGCACAUCCGCGCCCGACGGCUGCCUCACCGUCGCCGCCGACGGCACUGGCGACCACACCACCGUCCAGGCUGCCGUCGACGCCCUGUCCGAGGACGACCCGGACCCGCAGUGCAUCUUCAUCGCGCCCGGCACCUACAACGAGCAGGUCCUCGUCGCGGACCGCGCCGCCGCCCGCUUCACCAUCUACGGCCACACCGAGGACGACACCACGUUCGCCGGCAACACUGUCACCAUCACGUACGACCUCUCCCAGGCUGAUGGGCUGAACAAUGACCAGACGGCCACCCUGCGCGUCAAGACGCCCAAUUUUCGUCUCUACAACGUGCAUGUCGCCAAUACAUAUGGCGAGGGUUCGCAGGCUGUUGCUCUGAGCGCCCAAAGCGAUUCAGGCUACUACGGGUCCAUCUUCACCGGGUUUCAGGAUACCGUGCUCGCCAACGAGGGCAAGCAGAUCUACCUCGACACCCAGAUCCUCGGGGCCACCGACUUUAUCUUUGGCCAGAGGGCGGCCGCCUGGUUUGAGCGCGUCGACAUUCGCGUCGUCGAAAAGUCCCUUGGGUACAUCACCGCCAACGGUCGUGAUAGCCCCGACGGCAUGUCCUACUACGUCUUUGACCAGUCCACCAUCUCGGCCGCAGAAGGGGACAAUGUCCCUGAUGGUGCUUACUACCUUGGUCGUCCGUGGCGUCCGUACUCUCGUGUCGUGUUCCAGAACACAGACAUGAGUGAAGUGAUCAACGCGGAUGGCUGGCAUGACUGGAACGGCGCCUCGCCAGACAAUGUGGAGUAUGCCGAGUAUGGGAACACCGGGCCUGGGGCUGCCGGACCGAGAGUGAGUUGGGCAGACCAGCUGGACGCUCCUGUGACCAUUGGUGAGGUGCUCGGUGCGUACAAGUGCGCGGGAUGGUUCGACGCGAGCUACUACGCAGGGCAAGGGGCGGAUGUUGGCGCUUCAUGA
This is a messenger RNA of Emericellopsis cladophorae, 1014 nucleotides long. RefSeq lists its product as uncharacterized. Lineage: Eukaryota; Fungi; Ascomycota; Sordariomycetes; Hypocreales; Bionectriaceae. The record is from RefSeq and is a predicted model, not a curated record. Bases 1 to 1014 code for a protein of 337 amino acids. The transcript has a single exon. Gene Ontology annotation, molecular function: pectinesterase activity. Gene Ontology annotation, biological process: cell wall modification.